Molecule: messenger RNA, 1031 nt
Organism: Dromiciops gliroides (monito del monte)
Lineage: Eukaryota; Metazoa; Chordata; Mammalia; Microbiotheria; Microbiotheriidae
Gene: APOO
Product: apolipoprotein O
Exons: 10
Coding region: 258-890 (210 amino acids)
Biological process (GO): cristae formation
Cellular component (GO): MICOS complex
Source: RefSeq, a predicted model, not a curated record
CUAUUAAUAAAGUUUAUACUACGGGUCGCCGGCGGCUUCCCGCGUUCGCGUAGUUCUCUGGAUAAGAUUGUCCUGAGUGGAUUGCCGUAGUAGACCUUUCUGCGGGGGGUGGAGUUAAACUGAGGUGACCCCCAAGCCGGAUCCUCCACUGCUGCCAGCAACAUGUUCAAGCAUCUUUGGAAACAACAUUGUAGGAGAAAUGUGGAAUGUGAGGAAAUGGAGGCAGUGAGUAUGCAGACAAGCCUAGGAGUUUGACUAUGAAAGAAAAAAAAAAAGAGGUAAUUCGGUGGUCUGUGGGUUCUGCCAGCCUGAGUCUUCUCUCCUUUAAGGUCUAUGCAUCUCAUAAAAAGGAGAAAAGGGACAAAUGUUCAGUUGGAAUUGAUGAGCUUUCACUCUACUCAAUUCCAAACUUUGAGUCCAAAUAUGUGGAGGAACCAAGAAGCCCCCUGGAAGAAGGCAUUUCACAACUUAGAAAGUAUGCUGUACCAUAUGCAUAUUGGUUUCAGGUUGCUUAUGACAAAACUAAGCCUACGUUAGAUGCUGCCUUUCAACAAGGAAUAGCUAGCAGUGAGUUUUUCCAAAAUCCACCUCCAGGAUUUUUUCCAAGACUUGGCGUGAUUGGUUUUUCUGGAAUUUUGGGAUACUUUGUCGCUAAAGGUUCAAAAUUAAAGAAGCUUUUGUAUCCAAUUGGUUUCAUGAGCAUUACUGCAUCUGUCUAUUAUCCACAAGAGGCUUUUGAAUUUGCACAGGUCAAUGGGGAGAAAUUGUAUGACUGGGGGUUGCGAGUAUUCAUUAUCCUAGAAGAUAUGUGGAAGACAUACUUUCAAACGGAUGCAAACAGGGAGAAGGCUGAAGAUGUGAAGCAGUCAUCUAAACAAAAGAAUAAAUAAAACGGACCUAGUGCUGUCCAUUUUCAACAGAUGUACUCCAAAGACUCCAUGCAGAAACCAGUAUUUUGAACAGAUUGAGAAAGAUGCCAGAGAUGUUGAUAUUGAAUGCAAUAAAGUAUCUUUCUUUUUCAUGAAAGACUA